Lagopus leucura (white-tailed ptarmigan) is the source of this 1002-nucleotide messenger RNA. RefSeq names its product olfactory receptor 14C36-like. Gene Ontology annotation, cellular component: membrane. The transcript has a single exon. Gene Ontology annotation, molecular function: G protein-coupled receptor activity; olfactory receptor activity. The record is from RefSeq and is a predicted model, not a curated record. Gene Ontology annotation, biological process: G protein-coupled receptor signaling pathway. Lineage: Eukaryota; Metazoa; Chordata; Aves; Galliformes; Phasianidae.
UCUUCUGCACUCUGCACAGGACUUCAUGCCCAGGAACUGCAGAUGCCCAACAGCAGCUCCAUCAGCCAGUUCCUCCUCCUGGCGUUGGCAGACACGCGGCAGCUGCAGCUCCUGCACUUCUGGCUCUUGCUGGGCAUCUACCUGGCUGCCCUCCUGGGCAACGGCCUCAUCAGCACAGCCGUAGCCUGCCACCACCGCCUGCACACCCCCAUGUACUUCUUCCUCCUCAACCUCGCCCUCCUCGACCUGGGCUGCAUCUCCACCACUCUCCCCAAAGCCAUGGCCAAUGCCCUCUGGGACACCAGGCACAUCUCCUACGCUGGAUGUGCUGCACAGCUCUUUUUCUUUCUCUUCUUCAUUUCAGCUGAAUAUUCCCAUCUCACUGUGAUGUCUUAUGACCGCUACAUUGCCAUCUGCAAGCCCCUGCACUAUGGAACCCUUAUAAGCUUUAGAGCUUGUGCCACCAUGGCAGCAGCUGCCUGGGGCAGUGGGGUUCUCUAUUCCCUGCUGCACACAGCUGGUACAUUUUCUAUGUCUUUCUGACUUAGUAAUGUUGUGGAGCAGUUCUUCUGUGAAAUGGCCCAGAUCCUCCAGCUCUCCUGCUCAGAACCAGACUACCUCAGGGAAACUGGGAUUAUUUAUUUCAGUCUUUGUUUAAUCUUUGGGUGUUUUGUUUUCAUUCUUCUUUCCUAUGUGCAGAUAUUCAGGGCCGUGCUGAGGAUGCAUUCUGAGCAGGGACGGCACAAAGCCUUCUCCACGUGCCUCCCUCACCUGGCUGUGUUUUCCCUGUUUCUCAGCACUGUGAUGUUUGCCUAUUUGAAGCCACCCUCCAUUUCCUCCCCAUCCCUGGACCUGGUGGUGUCAUUUCUGUACUCAGUGGUGCCUCCAGUAAUGAACCCCCUCAUCUACAGCAUGAGGAACAAGGAAAUCAAGGAUGCUCUGUGGAAACUGUUGAACAAAUGUGUUUUGAAGUCAGUGAACUGCCCAACUUUUUCUAUCUAA